AUGGACCUGAACGAGCCAUAUUCCCCGACAACCCCUAGACCUGCGGGCACAACCGUCACCAUGAAAACAUUCCUGUACUUGACCAUCACGUUUGUGAUAGCUCAGCUAGUUGGAGUGGUGCUUUAUGGCUUAUAUCUUCACAUGAAGCUGGACAAGGUGGAAGAUGAGAUGAAUUUACGAGAAGACUUCUUGUUCCUUAGAAGACUGCAGAAAUGUCUGAAACCACAAGAUGCUGGUGCAACUUUGCUGGAUUGUUCGGCCAUCUUAAACACGUUCCAGGAACUCCAGGGCCGAUCAAGCGACGUUCCUCAAAAAAGCCCCAUUGUCAUGCAAAAAGGGGAGAAGCCAACAGCAUCCAUUCACCUUGCAGGUUUCAAGGACAGCUCUCAGCCAGUAUCAGUUUUGCAAUGGACUGAGGCGGUAUAUGCCCCGAGUGAUGACGCAUUUUCCUACCAAGGUGGAAAGCUAAAGGUUACCAGAGGAGGACGAUACUAUAUCUAUGCCCAAGUCACCUUUUGCGUGAAAUCUUUGUUGCACGCACCGUUCAGUGUGUACAUGUACCUGCAUCUGCCAUCCGAGACAGACCAGCUACUGCUGAAAGGAGUGAGAACGCCCGGCCGUUCAGACAACAUAUGCAGCCUGCAGUCGGUUCAUCUUGGAAGAGUCAUUGAGCUCCAGCAAGGGCACACCGUCUUCAUCAAUGUGACGGACUCCUCCAAAGUGAACUACGAUCACGGAAACACAUACUUUGGCAUGUUUGAGCUCUCUGAGAGGAACCUGUGA
Molecule: messenger RNA, 783 nt
Organism: Euleptes europaea (tarantolino)
Lineage: Eukaryota; Metazoa; Chordata; Lepidosauria; Squamata; Sphaerodactylidae
Gene: CD40LG
Product: CD40 ligand
Exons: 5
Coding region: 1-783 (260 amino acids)
Biological process (GO): immune response
Cellular component (GO): membrane
Molecular function (GO): tumor necrosis factor receptor binding
Source: RefSeq, a predicted model, not a curated record